Ilex paraguariensis (yerba mate) is the source of this 2850-nucleotide messenger RNA. The record is from the annotation of a GenBank genome assembly. NCBI's taxonomy places the organism in Eukaryota, Viridiplantae, Streptophyta, Magnoliopsida, Aquifoliales, Aquifoliaceae.
UUUUGUUCGUGUUUGACUUGGAUUUGGUGUGUGGGUUGAUGUAAUUGUCACUGCACCAACGCUGACACAAACACACCCCCUAUUUAACAAUUAACAAAAUUCGUGUGUGUUUUGAAUUAGAGAUGGAUAGAAUCUAUCAACCCAUCAAAGAUAAAUAGAGAGAUUCUUAGUGCCCAUGAUUUUUUUCUUCUAUUAUUUCUAAAUUGUAUUGCGUGGGUGGAUUUUUAAGUGCCUAGGUUUACAUUCUUUACUUUACUCCUUUAUUGGUUGCCUUGUUUUGGAGGAUUUGGGGCUACGCACGAGAGGUCGUCGAUCUUUUCUGAUUUCUCCAUCUGGGUCUUUCGCUGUUCCUCGAUUUCCUCAUCUGGGUCGGUGAGUUUUUCUUGUUUGUAAUCUGGGUGGUUCAAAUUUUCUAGUGAUUUCUCUUCUUUGUUAAGUCUUUCAUUCUAUCUCACAUCGGUAUGGUGAAAUUUUUGGAUUAGGGCUGUCUUUGAGAUUAAAAUCAUAGUGGCCUUUUUUGCCCGUUUGAUCUGGGAACUUGUCGUGAAUUUGUGCCUUUUGUUCUUAUUGUUGGUCUUCUCCAGUGGUCCCUUCCCUGCAAGUUAGGGUUUGGCUUUGCUGGAUAGUAUUGGUAAAGCCGUGGUCUUUGGUUUAUGGAAGGGGCUCUAAGCAGGGUGCCUUUGGUAAUAAUGGUUUGGCCUUGGACUCUGCCUUUGAUCAGGUUGGUGAAGCUUGGUGGUUUUGAUGUAGCAAGUUUAAUGGUCUUUUGGUUCUGAGAUUAAAGGGAGGAACUUGAUUGGCUCUGUAUUGGAAAGAAGUUGGUCUUCUGCAUUAUACUUGUUUGCCUUAGAUAAAAUGAUGUCUCAGAUUCAAGGAGCUUCAAAACACACUUGUGGUCUCCUUGCAGUCUUAUGUGGGAACACUGAAAAUAAAUCAAAGCAAUACGUAUUGGGCGGCAGACCGAGAUAUCCUUUCCCAGAACUAGUUUCUUCCGGACGUUUGGAGGUUCAGACUCUGAACAAUCCAAGUACAGAUGAGUUUCGUAAAGUCAUUGAUUCAUUUCAGCCAAAUUUUGUGUACUUGCAAGGGGAACAGCUUCCCAAUGGUGAAAUUGGAUCUUUGGUGUGGGGAGGUGUUGAAUUCUCCACUACUGAAGCCAUAUCCAGGCUCUUCAGUACUACAUUGCCAACCACUGUUUAUUUGGAGUCCCCAAAUGGAAAGAAGUUGGCAGAGGCACUUCACUCUAAGGGAAUUCCAUACGCAAUAUAUUGGGAGAAUGAAUUUUCUUGUUAUGCUGCUUGCCAUUUUCGUCAUGCAUUAUUCUCAGUGGUGCAGAGUUCAUCUUGCCAUACUUGGGAUGCUUUCCAACUCGCGCAUGCAUCCUUUAGGCUUUACUGUGAUCAAAACAAUCUUGUCCUACCUUCCAACACCCAGAAAGUGAAUGGUAAGGUGGGUCCAUGCCUUCUUGGAGACCUUCCUAAGGUCCAUGUUACUCCACCCGAGAUAAGUGCAGAAGAUGAUGAAGAAAGCUGUUCAGGUGCUCUUCCCGCCAUAAAGAUAUAUGAUGAUGAUGUGAACAUGAGGUUUCUUGUUUGUGGGCUGGCAUGCAAAUUGGAUGCAUGCUUACUAGGAUCUCUGGAAGAUGGCCUCAAUGCCCUCUUGAGUAUUGAAAUUCGAGGGAGCAAACUUCAUAACCGGGUUAGUGCCCUUCCACCACCCCUGCAAGCAGGGACAUUUUCUCGUGGUGUUGUGACCAUGCGAUGUGAUUUGUCAACCAGUAGUUCUGCCCACAUCUCGCUUCUGGUGUCAGGUAGCGCACAAACGUGCUUUGAUGAUCAGCUCUUGGAGAAUCAUAUAAAAAGUGAAGCUGUAGAAAAGAGUCAGCUUGUUCAUGCACUGCCGUAUAGUGAGGAAAACAAACCUCCAAUGUCUGAACCUCGGAGAUCUGCUUCAAUAGCUUGUGGGGCAACAGUAUUUGAAGUUUGCAUGAAGGUCCCUGCAUGGGCUUCACAGGUUUUGAGGCAGCUAGCACAAGAUGUUUCUUAUCGAAGUUUAGUUGCACUUGGUAUCGCCAGCAUUCAGGGAUUAUCUGUUGCUUCGUUUGAGAAAGAUGAUCCAGAGCGACUCCUUUUCUUCUGUAGCAAGCAGGAGAAAGAGAUCAGUCUAAACAAUUUAAAUUUCUGCAGUCCUCCCACCUGGUUGAGACCACCUGCUCCGAGUAGAAAGAGGUCCAAAAUAUGCCAAGAAACGAACUCUGGCUCUCAAAACGGGUUGGUUUCUGGAAAUCAAGGUGCUGCCAACAAUCAAGAUCGAGAGGAGAAGGAAACUGCAUUAACAAGUGGUCUUACCACGCCCUCUGUACCUGCUAGACAGAAACUGAAAGUUGCUGCAAUGAGGCCCAUACCUCAUAUUCGUCACCAGAAAAUGCUGCCCUUUUCUGGAAUUUCUGAGGCAGAUGGGCAUGAUGGAAGCCAAGUGAAGGCUAACUUAGCCCUUUUUCCUUCCACAAAGCAAAGCAUUGUUGGACCAAAUCCUGUUACCAACCGAAAAUCAUCUUCAAGUUCAUAUCAGGCUAAGCAAAUUAUUUCCUUGAAUCCCCUUCCUCUAAAGAAGCAUGGUUGUGGGAGAAGCCCAAUACAUGUUUGUGCCGAGGAGGAAUUUCUUAAGGAUGUUAUGCAGUUUCUAAUCCUUCGGGGGCAUACUCGUCUCAUUCCUCAAGGUGGGCUUGCCGAGUUCCCAGACGCUGUACUCAAUGCAAAACGCCUUGACCUCUUCAACUUGUACAGAGAGGUGAGCUUUCUCAUAUCUUUGGUUAGUAGCAGGUUCACCCUGCUGAGGCUGACUGCAUGA